Messenger RNA from Thlaspi arvense, 1065 nucleotides. The record is from the annotation of a GenBank genome assembly. Lineage: Eukaryota; Viridiplantae; Streptophyta; Magnoliopsida; Brassicales; Brassicaceae.
GACCAGGCCGAGAAGAAUAAGAGGACGGUGGUGGUUGGCCUCAGCUCCGAUAACUCCAGCAGAGAGCUUCUGUUGAGGCUGCUCACCUCGGUGGUGGUUCCUGGCGAUAAUGUGCUCGCGGUUCAUGUGACGGAGACGGAUGAUUCUUUCGAUCCCAAUUAUUUCCAUAUCCAUGAAGAUCUCUGCAAGUCCAAGCAGGUAGACUUCCAAGUUAAGGCCUGUGGAGGAGGUUCAUAUGUCAGUCAACUGGCCCACCAAGUUCGAAUCAACUUUGCAACCAUUCUGGCGGUUGGGUGCAGCUCCCCAUGGGGAGGAAGAAUUUUGGUGCAGAGGCAGGGAACUUCGCAGGAAGGGUCUGUGACUCCAGUGAGAGUUCUUCGCUCUUCUCUCUCCUCAAUUUCGCAGUACAACAACCGCUCUGACCAGUCAGACCCACCGAGGCCUCAGAUCCAAAAGUCCCUCACAAUGCCGUCUUCUUCCAGCUCCUCUUCAUCCCAACUAGAACCCCAAAGCACCAGAAAACAGGGCCUCGUAGUCCCAAACUUGAUGAGCCAGAAGCUGUUUCAAAGACCCGCAAUGCUGGAAAUUAAGGGUUCAGGGAGAAGAUUCACCUCGGAGGAGCUAAGUUCUGCAACUAAUGGAUUCAGCCAGGAUAUGGUCAUUGGAGAGGGAGGGAACAGCCGGGUCUACCUGGCGGAGCUGGAGGACGGGCGGGCCGCCGCGGUGAAGGUCUUGAGGGACACGGAGUCUUCUGUGGAUGAUCUGUUCAGGGAGGUGGAGACUCUGAGUGGGUUGAAGCAUAAGAAUGUGGUUCAACUUUUUGGAUACUGUUAUGGCAAGGGAAUGAAUGCAAUCGUGUAUAAUUUACUGAACGGGAGCUUGAAGCAGAGGCUGGGAAGGAUGAAGUGGAGGGAGAGGAUGAGAGUGGCAAUUGGAGUGGCCAAGGCACUGGAGUAUCUCCAUUCUCGCUCUCCUCCAGUGAUUCACCGAGAUGUGAAGUCAUCCAACAUUUUGCUAUCUGAUAAUUGCCACCCACAAAUCUUAGAGAAUCGAGGGUCAAGCUAA